Molecule: messenger RNA, 1274 nt
Organism: Arachis ipaensis
Lineage: Eukaryota; Viridiplantae; Streptophyta; Magnoliopsida; Fabales; Fabaceae
Product: plasma membrane ATPase-like
Molecular function (GO): nucleotide binding
Source: RefSeq, a predicted model, not a curated record
GUUAUUAGAUCAAUAUAUGUUAUUAUCAUUUAUUUAUUUUUAUUAUUUAAUAAUAAGAUUAUAAGCUCCUUUUUUUGUACCUACCCUCUUUGAGCUAGAGAAUAGACAUGCAUGCUUAUCUAUUUGGUAUUUGAUCUUUGUCUGUUGUGUUUUUCGCAUGCUACUCAACUUAGUACAUGCUGGAUUUUUUUUCUUAUUCUUUUUCUUUCUUGUGUUAAGUUGCACCAAAAUGCAUGUGUUAGAGUUAACAUGGGUCUAGUGCUUGUUUAUGUUCAUAAGAUUAAGAUGUUGAAUUAUUGGAUAGCUUUGGUUUGCCGUAUAUUUAAUAGUGUUAUAUUAUUAUAUUAUAUUUGUAGUGGGUAUUUAGCUGUUUAAAAAUUCACAAAACAAAAAUGUGAUCAUCCUCUGUUCCUCAAAUGGCUCCGAUUGUAGUUGGAGAUGUCAUCCCAGACGGCACCUUGGCCUUCUUGGACAACGAUAACAAGCCAUAGUCUGAGAGCAGAAGAGCUAAAAGGAAGUGUUGGGAGUGAGGAGUACACACAAGAUGGAACAGUGAAUAUUAAAGGAAAACCUGCUCUUAGAUCUAAAAGUGGUGGUUGGAAAGCUUGCUUCUUUAUUGUUGCUUGAAGCAUGUGCCUGGCUUCAUUGAGAGAGCAGAAGAGCUGAAAGGAAAGGGUGUGGAUGAAUCAUCUGUAUCAGUGUGACAAGACAGGAACACUCACACUUAACAAGCUUAGUGUUGACAAGAACUUGAUUGAGGUCUUUACUAAAGGAGUGAACAAGGAUCAUGUGAUCCUUCUCGCCGCAAGAGCUUCCAAGACUGAAAACCAGGAUGCCAUUGAUGCUGCUAUUGUUGGAAUGCUUGCAGAUCCUAAAGAGGCAAGGGCUGGAAUCAGAAAGGUUUACUUUUUACCUUUCAAUCUUGUUGAUAAGAGAACUGCUCUGACUUACAUUGGUGCUGAUGGAAACUGGCACCGUGCAAGCAAAGGUUCAACAGGGUUUAUGGCAUGCAUGCCUUUGAGUAUCCAGGCAUAGAUCAAAGGUUCAAUGAGGUGUUCAACAAAGCUAUGACGAACGACUAAAUGACAUUUCUGGGAGUGCAUAUUAUGUUGCACCAGAGGUACUUUACAGGUCAUAUAGUGUGGAAGCAGAAAUAUGGAACCAGAGGUACUAUGGAGCAAGUAACAGAGCAGUGUAAUCUUUUUUGAUAGAAAUUUUAUGUAUUAAGAGUUACAUGUUAAAGAGAUUUAUAAUUAAAAAAUUAUGUUAUGUUA